AUGAAAUGGAAUGAAGAAGAACGUAUUAUUGAAGACGAAUUCGCUAAAGCUGAUAGUAUGGUUGCAAAUUACGUACUACAAUCAGAGAAACACUCAAAUGCUAUUUAUAAGAGUCAGCUUAUUAAUACUCGCGAAUUAAUAGCAAAGGUUGGCCAAGAAAACAUAUAUACUAUUAUAAGAGAAUCAGAAAAGAAUGACAGCUUUCCAUCUUCAG
Molecule: messenger RNA, 214 nt
Organism: Cetraspora pellucida
Lineage: Eukaryota; Fungi; Glomeromycota; Glomeromycetes; Diversisporales; Gigasporaceae
Source: the annotation of a GenBank genome assembly